UCUAAGCUAUCUUUAGCCCAAACCGGAUAUGACAAAGUGAGGGAACUGACAUAUGUAAGCUAAUCUUCCAUUCCCUUGGACUAACCAUUGCCAAAAUGUGGCCCAAAUCAGGGCGGAUGUAGAUCUGGAUCUAGCCGGUAGUAUUGUGUUCAUUCUCUCAUUCGGAAAAAAAAAACACACACACACAUACACAAGUAUUCUGUGCUGUCUGUGUUUUUUUUUCUCUCUCCUCGAUACGACAGCAAGACCAAUCGCUGUGGCGAUUUUUUUUGUACACAUCUGUACUCUUCAAGUGAGCCAUCAAGAUGUCGCCAAGACUUGCAUUCCAAAUGUGGCUCAUAUUCGUUUACGUCCUGGCUCUGGCCUUGACCGACCAGCAUUCGGGCCGCAUCAACUUCCAGAACAACAACAACGUUAUGUACGAGUGGGUGUACCUGGACUACGACUGGCCCAGCGAGCAGAUGAAGGCCAGGUACAUAGCCGAGAGGCGAUACAUCAUAGCCCACAAUUUCUUGUCCGCGGUCAAAACGUACAAGUCUCAAGUGUAUGUGACUGUACCUAGGCUGGGCUACACAACCGGAGUGCCCUCCACACUCAACGUCCUCGUCAACAGAGGAGACUCAACCGUGCUCAGACCUUUCCCUAAUUGGGCGGCGCAGGAAUUGGGCAACUGUAAUGCCCUUCAGUGUGCCAUGAGUAUCGAAGUGGACCCUUUAAACGGCCACAUCUACGUCAUCGACCCUGGCAGGGCCGGCAUCCUGGGGCCCAACACGACACUGCCCCGCCCAGUAGUGUGUCCAGCCAAGCUAGUGGUCUACGACCUGCACGAUGGGAAGAUGAUUCGAAGCCACGUUUUGCCAGAAAAUUUGGUUGCCAAGGAGACCAACUAUCUGAAUGACAUCGUGCUGGACAGAGGGGAUAGGUCAUCGCGAGCGGUCAAGUGGGUCUACAUCACGGACGCUGCGGAUUCCAAACUGAUCGCCUUCGACAUGGUCAGAAAUGUCACCACCAUUUUCCAGCACCCAUCCAUGAAUGCGGACCCCGGGGCCGGCUCAGAUAUUACCGUCAACGGACGCGUGUACACGCUGAGGAUCCCGAUCGACGGACUGGCCAUCUCUCCGGACUUCAACUUUGUCUACUACUGCGCCCUCGGCAGCAAGGACUUGUACCAGGUCCCCACCAGUGUCCUGAGGGACCCCAGGCUCGACUUCGGCGCCCACGUCAGGUUCGUCGGCGCCAAGGUGUCCCAGACCGGGGGCAUGACCUACGCCACCAACAACCUGUACUACGGCGCGCUGGGCGGCAACGCCGUGUACAAGUGGGAGAUCUUAAACGACAGGCUGAGACAGUCGGCCAACGAAAGCGCCGUCGUGAUGAAUACUCAAACCCUGGUGGCCAGGGACGAUCUCAAACUUCAGUGGCCAGACUCCUUCACGGUGGACGACAAUGGCCACUUAUGGUUCACAGCCUGCAAGGCCCAGCUUUUCCUCAGGGGCGGCAUGGACUACUCCGGAAACAGUGGGCCCAACUACAGGAUCUGGAGGGUGCGCAUCAACGAAGGGGGGUACCUGAACCCAUCCAAUCACGGCGACCCCCUGGUGGGCUGAAUAAAUCUGAUUUCUAAAUGUAGAGUUUGGGUUCAGCGUGCAAGUGUUUUCUUAAUUUCUUGUCUCGAAGAGUGUUUUGCAUAUUGUGAACUCUUCUUUAUUGAAAAUGACAAAAAAAAAAAAAAGCAUAAUUAACGCUUAUCCAUUUAGGCUAGAAAGUUAUAGUGCCAUCACUCUGCAUUUAUUGUAUGUGGUAUAACCACUUGCUAAAUCUAUUAUCUACGGUCGAUGUUGAGCAAUAAUGUGGCGCUUUUUUAAAAUUGGAUAUAUUUUAUACAUUUAAUAUGAAGGACCCUUUUAAUGUCAUAAUUUGACGACAUUAUUUUAUUUUAUGUCUAUAUGACUUAGACAGACUAAUUGAAACAAAUGCAUACAUUUUUAUAGACUUGUACUAUAGUAGAAUAUAAAAAAAAAAAAAAAAAAAAAAACAUAAGUUAAUAUUUGCACAUUUUUUUCGGUCACGAUAAUUAUACAUAUUAUUAAAUAUUCAUACGCAUUUAUCUUUAAAAAUGCCAAUAAAAAAAAAAAGAAUAUUAUUAUAGAAAUGUUACCCAGUAAAUGCUGCGACGGAAAUAUUUCAAAGAGUACACAACUCUUAACAGUUUGGUUUAGGUCAAAACUAUGAGCUGAGUUUUUGAAAUUUCCUGGGUUGUUUCUACCCAGUCUUGGUUCUUCCAAUCUUUAAUACUUAGACAUAAAGAACGCAAAAGAUUGUGUAAAUCUUAAAACGUUGUAGGUUUAGCUAGAUAUACUAUGUCUCCGGUAUUUAUUCUGGGGGGAAAAAAUGCACAAACUGGGGUUAGAUAAAGGAUCGCUUAUUGAAUGUCCCUUUGGUCAAUACACAUCGCAAUACUUUAGAUAGUGUUAUUCAGUAGUUUCAAACUGACUAGCUGACCACUACCGCCCGGCUUUGUUAUCGCACAAUGGUUUGUUGUUAUUUGAUCUUGUUGCUUUUAUUAAACAUGUUUUUAAA
Messenger RNA from Biomphalaria glabrata, 2580 nucleotides. Its product is annotated as major royal jelly protein 2-like. The transcript is spliced from 5 exons. The record is from RefSeq and is a predicted model, not a curated record. The coding region runs from base 306 to 1607 and encodes 433 amino acids. Lineage: Eukaryota; Metazoa; Mollusca; Gastropoda; Planorbidae.